CUCCCCGGCCGGCGCUCGAGGGGAGCUAGCGCGAGAGCGCAGGCGGAGCCACGCGGGCGGGGGCAGCAGGAGCCUCGCGCUCUCGGCGGCUCGCGAGACGCUGAUGCGGACGGGACGUUCUGCUGCUGCUGCUGCUGCUGCUGCUGCUUUGUACCCGUCUGCGGCCGCGAAUGGUCCAUUCCGCGAGCCCUGCGACAGGCGCUGCUCCCCGCCUCCCUCCCAGAGCGAGACAGCCAAGGGCGCGCGGGCCUUGCCGCAGCCCAGCCUGCCAGCGCCUCGGAGGCGGGGGAGAAGAGGGGAGCCGGCUGCUGCCUUCGCCCGGUGCCCUGCCACGGAGCUGCUGGAUUGGAUCACUCCCAGACGACCAGAACUCUUUUAAGAUAAAAAAAUAUUUUGGGUGGAUAAGAUGUGCCAUGGAAUGGUAGCACCAAAGAGCAACACAGCAUCACCACUUGCCUUGACUGGUCAUGGAUUAUUUUUUCUGUUAGUUAUCUUCAGUACUUUCAUCUUGGAGGGACUGGCCUCAGUUUGCCCCCGUCCGCCGGAGCCUGAGAAUGGAGGCUACAAAUGCCAUCCAACUCCUUGCAGUGACCCUCUGACAUCUGACAGCGUCAUAGAGUAUGUAUGUGAUGAAGGCUACAUGCUAAAGGGAGAUUACAAAUACUUGACAUGCAAGAAUGGAGAAUGGAAUCCAGCCAUGGAAAUUAGCUGUAGGCUAAGCCAAGAUAAAGAUUCGCCCCCGACAAUCGGGGUCCCCACCCUCUCCAUAGUGGCAUCCACAGCAAGUUCAGUAGCUCUGAUCCUUCUCUUAGUUGUGCUGUUCGUUUUGCUGCAGCCAAAGCUGAAGUCUUUUCAUCACAGCAGACGUGAUCAAGGUGUAUCUGGGGAUCAGGUCUCCAUGAUGGUGGAUGGUGUCCAGGUGGCCUUGCCGUCCUAUGAAGAAGCAGUCUAUGGCAGCGCAGGGAACUGCAUUCCGCCCUCGGAUUCACGAGUACAGAUUGUGCUGUCAGAGGGAGCUGGGCAGAGUGGAACAAGUGAGAUGCAGCAGCAGCAGGACCAAGGGGCUCAGGACUGCUUUGUUGGAGAGGACGAGGCCCCAGGACGCUCUGGACUGUGUGAAGCCAGUGGCUCUCAACGCUCUGAAACUGUUCUCGUACACCAGGCCACCACCUCUUCCUGGGUAGCUGGCAUGGCUAGCAGUAGACCUGUGCACAAAGAUGCUCAAGACUCAGAAAGCAGUGAUAUACAAAGCCUUUUAUCACUUACUUCCUCGGAGGAAUACACAGACGAUAUUCCUUUGUUGAAGGAAGCAUGAGGCCUGCUGCACUUGUUUAGCCUUCUCCCUCUUGGUUCCCCCUCUUCUUCCUUGGGAUGCAAGCAUUCUGUGCAGCCUUCCCCACCUUCAUGAGCUGGGCCCUGGAUACCUCCAAGCAGAGACCCUUCAGCUGAAGAUCCAAAGGAUAUCGCCAGGUUGUCUCCUCGAUGCGCCAUUCGGGUUGGUGCAGUGUCAGCCUUCCCAUUCCAUCUGCAUUAGGGGCUUGAGUAAUGUAAUGGAUUUGAGCUCCUCCCUCUUCUUCCUUCCCUGUGCCAGAUGUUUGACAGCAGCGUCUGGAGAGCUGCUACUUACUUGUGCCUUUCUCCUUCUCACACCGGCUUGUCGCAGCUUCUCACAGGCCUCACUAGCUGUUCAGCAGCCCAGAGGGCAGGGACCAAGAACUGCUUGCUCGUUGGGUGCAGACAUAGUUUAUAUAAAGGCCUUUCUUCCAGUAUCCUCCUGGUGACUAGGGCAUGACAGAAUUCUCCAAGAAGGCUGAACCUGGGCUUGGGAAAAGUUCCAAUAUGGGUAAUUUACACUAUCCAGCAGUGCUCAUAGUUUUUAAAAAAUAAAGUGGUAUGUUCUGUAACUUGGUUGCAUAUUAACAGUUAGGCAUCACUGAGUAUUGUAAAGGCAGAGAAGUCUGACAUCUUUUACAAGAUUUUUGGAAAGCCUGAAGAUUUUUCUCUUCUUCCCCUUCAUGCCUUUUUUGUUAUCCCUCAUCUUCCCCCCCCCCCCAAAUAUACAUACACCUUUGAUGUAGCAGACUGUCUCUCUGCAAGAUUCCAUUCCAGAAAAUCACACUCUCUCGUUCUUUCAUUGACCUCACAAUCCACUCAGUUUUUGUGUUUCCUGAAGUCUAGGGCUGUGUCUACUCUGAGGAAAAUUUACCAGUUCCUUUCAGUGCUGGUCUAGCACAGGGGCAGCUCCUGGUGCUAAACUCUAGGAGAAUUUCUUCAAAAGGUUAGUUGUAGUCAAGGCUUAGAAGCAAGAAAACUUUCAGUACAACCCUGAUUUUCUGAUCUCCAGUUAACCAAGCCUGUAUGUUAACUGCAGGUUAAUCACAUUCUGCUGCCAUGGUGUACCAUGUUUGUGGCCCAGUUUAUCCAAAGGCCUGUUCUUUUGCAGGUGUCGGGUGUCUGACACUGUUUUAAAAAUAUCAGGUUUUCCUGCGUAACUGCUUGGGUUUGCCAACCACAAACAACUUUUAACUUGACAUGACAGUAAAAAUGGAAAAGUCAUUUAGUAACAUUGUCCCUUAGGGCUUUUUAAUAUGUUCUCUGGAUUAUUGGCCUUCUUUUAUGUUUGCAGUUUUGUCAGCAGAAAUAUUAACAUUGUCAGCUAAUGGUGGGGUUUGUGGUUAGCAUCCUCGAUUGCCUGGUAAGAGAUACCAUAAUGCAGGGUACUCGAGUACAGCAUCACACUUUCUAAAUAGUUGCACCAUGUCUUCAGAACCUUAAAUGGAAAGACUUGUGUUGCUGUUUUAUCCUAAUGGGACCUCUUUGUGCAUUUGGAGCUGCUCCCACGUGUGGGCCUCUUCUUCAUGGGGAUGGGGAACAAUGUGUUCACUAAAACCCCUUCUGAAGAGUGGAGUUGACACCAUUGGGUUGCGUGGUCAUUAUGGAGACAGCAGAGCAGUUUUUAAACAGUUACUUGGAGCAGGACACUCCCUAGUCCAGAGCAUGAGUUUUAAUGACUCUUUUGACAGGGCUGUCUUAAAAUAAGCCUAGGAAUACAUUUCUUGUCACUUGUGAAUGUAGGGCCUGGUGUGACAUACUGGAGGUUGUUACAUGUGGUGUUUCCUGAAUGAAUGGUGCUGCAUAGGGACAACUGUGUCCCAUGGCCAAAUGCAUGUUUGGGGCUUGGUGGUGGAUUUAAAGGAGUUAAGCAGGGAAGACAAGGGAGCAGCUUCCCUAGAGUUGGUUACAGCAGCGGUGCUUAGCCCCUCAAAAAAAGGUCUAUGCAGCUCAUUAAUUGGACUAAGGCAAAAGGGGCCGGGGUAGAGGUGUGCAUGCUCACCCAGUAUCUUAGUCAGCUCGUCAACCAGCAGUUGCCCCAAAGGGAAGCCAGUGAAUUUGUAUUUGAAAUGGAGGGUGCAAUGAGAUGUGGCUUUACUCAGCAAGUUGUGAAUACCUCAGCCCCCCUUUCUCUCCCCUUUUAUAAUUGUAUUCCCUACCCAGAGCAGUGACUAUAUUAGAAUACUUAGUGUUAUAUAACACUUUUUAAAAUGGAUUAUUGCUACAGUAACUGAGGUUAAGCUCCAGCUGCAGUGGGCAGGGAUUGGCUGCAGUGUAAAGCCAGCAACCUGCCUCCCCUGCUCAUUAAAUUCCCUAAUGCAUUUUCCUGUUAAUUUCCAGGACAACUGUAACUGUGUGUGUGCGUAUAUGGGGAACAGCUCUGUUUUCCCCCAUCCCUUGUAUCUCUUAAAUUAAGUCACAAGAAUUGUUUUAAAGAGACACUGUCAAGUUAAAAAUAGUAUAUUUUAAACAAACUUCUUUACCUGCCACAUCCUAGGUUACUGCAAGAAUUUGACAAAUCCAACUUUCACUAUCCUUGGUGGGUUUGUUUCUGUCUCACUUUGGACAAUAAAAAACGAACUUGUUUCAUUUCCAGUUUAAUGGUGCUGCAGUAUUUGGCUUUCAGACAGUGCAGGCAUAAAUGUAUUAAUUUGUAAACCAUUUCCAUUGGAAUUUAAAGAAAAUCAACAUGGAAAUAUUUCUACUGUUAGUUUUAAAAUUGUUCUUCUACAAAAUCACAUUUGAAAUAAGUGUCCCUAUAACCUGGUCUCUCACUUCUUAUCAAAGUGCAAACACUGACCUUGUUUUCUUCUCCUCAAACAAAUACAAAAUAGAAUGAAUUGCUCUCUAAUUAACUUAAGGUUCCCUGGUAACCAAAGCUGACAUCCAGCAGCCUGGGUGCAAAGGCCAGGUGCCACACUUUUCAGCUGACAGAAGAGCAUUCUCUUAAUGAAGCUGGAAUUUGAUCCCAGGGCCUAACCUUGCUCUCAAUGCUGAAACUGACAGCUAUGUACCUAACAGAGAGCGCAUAGUGGCUGUGUCCACUAACCCCGACUCACAAUAGUGUGGUUAGCCACCAGUCUGAGAGAAAUAAUCAACUGGGGAAAAACAGAAGAAGGGAACCUUAAUAUUGUUUUAUAGAGUCCCCCAGAGUUUCUUUCCCAGGAGGGAAUGGUGUGGGGAGAGGGAAAAGAUGUGGCUGUAAUCUUAAUAAUCAGUAGAAAUAGACAAUCGAUGCCUCUUUGAUUUUAAGAGGAUAAAACAGCAGGUAGUGAUACUGGCUUUUCAUGGGGGGCCCUAAUUCUAACCUGCUGGCUGGUAAUCUCUGAUGCCCCGGAUGCCUUGGCAGUUGCAGAAAAGCAGCAUGUUACUUUCUUCUGUGGAAACAUCCAUGCAGACUAGAGACAUUAAAUCCCAUGCAAGCUGGAACAAGCAGAAACAGCUUUUGGGUUCUUGUGUUUCACCUUCCCAAGCAUUCAGCUUUAGAGUUUACUUUCAUAUAAAAUGAGAGAGAUUGAGGAGGGGAAAAACCUGUUUGAAAACUUAUUUGCUGGAUUUUAAAAAGAAAAAACAACCCUUUUUCUUUCUCUUUACUGAGCAACAUGUGGACCAUUACCUGCAUACCUUUAAAGUCUUAGGGAGACUUGAAAGGGUAGGAAUCAAUUUCUGGGGAGGGAAGAGAGCUAGAAAGAUAAGCAAGAUGCUGCACACUCAGAACUCCCAUUUUAGUCAAUGGGAGCAAGAACUGCAGAACUCAGCCUUAAAGAACCCUUGCUUAUGAGCUCUCCCAUAAGAUGUUAGCAUUAAGUUGGAGUGAAGAAUACCACAUUUCUUGCAGGAAUCAUAGACCAGAGUAGUAAAAAGGAGACAGUCCCCCUAUAGCAUUCCCAGCAUGGUGCAGUUUUGUGUUGUCUUACACAUUCUGUACCCUGAAAUGCUUAACAAGAAUAUUCAAAUGAUUUAAUUAUACCUGAAAAUUAAAAAUAGCUAGCACUUAUUAAAAGUAUAAGGGGGUACAAAACGUAAAGGGACGCUGUCAGGAGAAAUUUACAAAACACUAUGUACAAUAGAAACUCUUCCAUGAUUUCUUUGCUAUUCCAAUUGAAAGGGUUUUUGUUGUUGUUUUUUAAACAAGGAUAUUCCUCUGCCCUGUUUGCAAUUCAAAUAUUACAGUACCAAGCAAGUGUGGGAGAUCCAAAAAGUGAAACUGACUACAAAUGAAAGUGAAUUGGAUUGGUCUCUUCUCAGUGCCCAAAUUAUGAAGUGCAAGGUGAAUUAAAAGCAAACUUUAAUCAUGUCAGUGUUGAAAUAAUGUAAAGGGAUUAGUAACAGGUAAGGGAACUUUGGUGGUUUGUUAUUGGUUGUUUUUUGUUUUUUUAAAUAAGGUCCUCACUCCUGCAGGUGGAAGGCGCAAGGUUCUGUAGCAUUCUCCUCCAUUAUAGGACUGCUGCACAAUUAGAGCUUUGUGGCUUUGGGACGGAGCAGAGCCAGAGGAUUCCUAUCCUUUUAAACCAACAGCAAACUUGCAACAUAAAAUUACACUCUGUGAGCAUCAUCUUACGUACUUCCUCUUGGAAGUGAACUCUCUCAGGGUUUCCCCAUUUAACAAUUCAACAAUUUAGCAGGGUUUUUAUGCAUCUGGAGGGGUGACUUGCCCUCAGAGCACAUGGAGUAAUUUGGGAGAGAAAUAUUGACAUUAUUCCAGAAGGAAAUAUAAAAUUCCCCAAAGUGUGGAGAAUUUGGGUUGAUUUGAAUUGGGACUCAGUGAGCGCAGUAAGUUCUGCUGUAGGAUGUAAGCUGGGCUGGGAGAUCAUUGCUGUGAAUACAGAAGAGAGAGCACCUAGAAAACUUGGGGUGAAUGAGUAGGAGCUGUUAAAAGCUCCAGCAGGCCCUGUAGGUGACUCAAACUAUUGGGUAACAAUGCGUAUAAUGGUGAGCCCAUAAAGAAGGGUUCACUGUGCCUAGAUGAUCAGAUACUAAAAACCAAUGACUCCGCCAUGUAAAAAAGUGGAGACGCAGCCAGAUAGAGAUGUUUAGAUUUCCUUGCUGAUCUGUUUACAACAUGUCAUGUUGUUAAACUAAUUUUACCCCAGCCUGGACAGCAGAACUAGUAUAAUCCGUUUCACUUCCUGGUUCUCAGACACGAGCACAAUAAAUUUCAUCCUGAAAAGAAGGAACUGCUGAUUAAAUUUGAAAACAUUUGUUCACAGAAACUUGUAGUUAAGAAACUUCAGUUGUCUCUGUAAAAGGCCUUGGGAACGCAGAGAGGCUGGCUUCAUUUGAGGGAGUGUUUUUAUAUUGGGAAUGAAUUUUCCACCAACAUUUCAGAACCUUGUGGGAAAAAAACAAAACAAACCCCAAGAAUGAUUGUCCUGCUCUCACCCCUCCCGAGACAAAGCAUGCAAGUCUCCGGGACCUCUCUGUCCUACAUACUGCUUCUAACUUGGCCUUCUGGAGAACUUUAAUAGGUUACAUGUGGUUGCACCAGAGUGGAUGUGUCUGAAUUAAAUUGAUGCUCUUCUAUUUUAACAUAUGCUUUUUGCCUCUGUCCAAGGGUGAACCAAGGAGAGGGGCAAUCUAAUUCUGCUGGAAAGUAAUGCUUUAUUUUUGAUUCUCAACUUUACAUAAGAGUUCAAACCAAACACAAAGCUGAACUGUCUGUGGAGCAGACACUGUGUGAUGCAGUGAGUACACUGCAGGUAGUUACAAAUAGGGAAGCUUGGUUGCCUUCAAUGCAUUAAUUUGUUUUCUGGUUUUUAUCUGAGUUACACCACUAUGGAAUUGUGUGCGGAAUGGUACUCCUAGAUGUGGGAUUUUAAAACAAAUGAAACGUAAUUGAUGCUGUGCAGGAUGUCACUCAAUCAGUUUUAUUUUUGCUUUUCUGGUCUCCUGUACAUUGCAGUGGGUGUGAAGAUAGUAUUUUAAUAUUUGUACAAAGUUUAAUUUAAUUUUAAUUGUUCUAUGUAUAUAACUGCAUUUCUAAAUUAAAAAUUCUUUUGAAGUGA
Messenger RNA from Dermochelys coriacea (leatherback sea turtle), 7337 nucleotides. It is a transcript of the gene SUSD6, whose product is annotated as sushi domain containing 6. Lineage: Eukaryota; Metazoa; Chordata; Testudines; Dermochelyidae. The transcript is spliced from 6 exons. The record is from RefSeq and is a predicted model, not a curated record. Bases 407 to 1315 code for a protein of 302 amino acids.